Orbicella faveolata is the source of this 2802-nucleotide messenger RNA. RefSeq names its product adenylosuccinate synthetase isozyme 2-like. Gene Ontology annotation, molecular function: adenylosuccinate synthase activity; GTP binding. Gene Ontology annotation, biological process: IMP metabolic process; 'de novo' AMP biosynthetic process. Lineage: Eukaryota; Metazoa; Cnidaria; Anthozoa; Scleractinia; Merulinidae. The record is from RefSeq and is a predicted model, not a curated record. Gene Ontology annotation, cellular component: cytoplasm.
GAAGACGUUGCCUGUCAGCGGUUACCAAGCUGUAAACACGUGCCUAAUUACGAAUUAGCGAAUUGGCGCGGAAUAGAUUUUGACCUUUUCUUACAAUAUUUUCAUUUCCUAACCAUGUCAUCCUUAGCUAAUGGACCAGGAACACCACUCAGAAAGGCAGUGGGUCCUGCAGCGAAAGUCACCGUUGUUUUAGGAGCACAAUGGGGUGAUGAAGGGAAAGGAAAGCUCGUCGACAUCUUGUCCACAAAUGCUGAUUUCGUUUGCCGGUGUCAGGGUGGGAACAAUGCUGGUCACACAGUGGUUGUUGACUCAGAGAAAUAUUUCUUUCACAUGGUUCCAAGUGGACUGAUACAGCCGAAGGCUGUUAGCAUUAUUGGAAAUGGUGUAGUGAUUCAUAUUCCGCAGUUCUUUGAGGAGUUAGAGGCACUUGAAGCUAAAGGGGUCACAGAUUGGCAGAAAAGACUUCUAGUCUCUGAUAGAGCUCACAUAGUAUUUGAUUUACACCAAGAAUCUGACAAAUUACGAGAGGGUGGAAAAGGAGGGUUGGGGACCACAAAGAAGGGAAUUGGUCCUACCUAUGCUUCCAAGGCACAAAGGAUAGGCCUUAGAAUAUGUGACUUGGUAGGAGACUUUGAAGUGUUUGAGAAAAGAUUCCGAGGACUGGUUUCACACUUUCAGAGGCUGUAUCCAGGUCUCAGUACAAACAUUGAAGAGGAACUUGUAAAGUACAAGCACUAUGCAGAGAAGAUUCGUCCAAUGGUUUGCGACACAGUAAGCUACAUGAACAAAGCACUCCAGAAUGAGUCGGCAAACAUAGUAGUGGAGGGAGCAAAUGCAUUGAUGCUAGAUAUUGACUUUGGUACAUAUCCUUAUGUAACAUCCUCUAACUGUGCCGUUGGCGCAGUGUGCACUGGGCUUGGCAUUCCACCAACAGCAAUUGGUAAUGUGCAUGGGGUGACUAAGGCCUACACAACAAGGGUUGGUCUUGGAGGAUUUCCAACAGAACUUACGAAUGAGCUUGGAGAAAAGAUGCAGCAGAUCGGAAAGGAGUUUGGAGUGACAACAGGCAGAAAGCGACGGUGUGGCUGGCUUGAUCUUGUGAUGAUCAAGUACUCUCACAUGAUUAAUAAUUUUACAAGUCUUGUGAUUGCCAAGCUUGAUAUUUUGGACACAUUUGAAGAAGUGAAAAUUGGAGUCGCAUACAGGCAUAAAGGAACAGUUUUGGAAUCAUUUCCUGCUUCUGUGGAAAUUUUGGAUGAAGUUGAAGUUGAUUACAUCACCCUCCCUGGCUGGAUGACCAGUAUUGAGCAUUGUAAAACGUUCCAUGAACUGCCAGCCAAUGCUCAGGCUUACAUUAGAAAGAUUGAAGAAAUAACACAAAUACCAGUGCAAUGGGUUGGAGUUGGGCAAUCCAGGGAUGCCAUGAUCACUUUGUUUUAGUAAAAUUUGCCCUCAUUGAAAGAGAGUCAGCACCACAAUAUAGACGUUGUCGCGCAGCAUUGUUUUCAUAUCGCUAUAUUCUCUGAAAGUAAUCAAGAAUGAACUUUGUUUUUUGGGAACAAGACAAAUAACUUAUUUCAAUAGGGUGCUGUUUAAAAACAUUGCCAGUAAAACUAAAUCUUGUAGUUUUCAUCACGUCCCUGCUGCUGAGUAACGAUAUUUCUUAAGUACAUUUAGCUGAUGUCACAAUAGACUGCUAUCGAUAUAUUUAAAGCCUAGAGACACAAACAAGAGAAAUAAAUAAAAUUGCUCAUUCAAUUUCUAUUGUUUGUAUCCUUUAGGUCUUGCUGACUAGCUGUAUAUACCAAUAUAUCGCAAACAGUCUAUUUUCGCAACAUGUUUUCUAGGCAAGAAUGAGAAAUCUAGGUACCUUGAUGAAGUUUUGCCAAAGAAGAUUCUCAUCUUUCUAAGAGUAUUCUGAUCCCAUUUGUAGAAAUUUUUUAGUAAAGGUGGUAAUAUUUUUCAGAGCUUGGAAAAUGGCUAAUAAUGAUCUUGUGAGAAAUACACAUGGCUGGGUUGUUCAAUGUUGUUGGUAAUGUAGUAUUUUAACGACAACAAAAAAAUGCGUGUAAUUGAGUAAACAAUAAGUAUUCUAAAGAAGAGGUUUAUUGCACCAAUAGACAAGUAGAGGCUUAUUUAUUGACUGAAGAUGAUCUUUAAAGGUAAAUCAACAGGCCUUUCUGGUUAAGGGCUUGUUUCCUUUAAAUUAGACCCAGUGGUUAAUUUACAUUUAUCAUUUUCCAUGAUAUUGUCUUAUGUCAUUUACCCUUACAAAAGCAGCUUGGUUUUCUGUUGGCAGACAAAAAAUAAAUAGCUACUUUUACCUGACACAUGUCUCAAGUUUAGCAUUUCAGUGGUAAAGCUGAGCGUUGCUGUUGUAUCCAGUCAGUUAAAUGUCUCCUGGUUACACUAAGUUAUCACGUUUAGUCAAACCAAGGUACAGAUACUAAGAGUAGUAUUAGUAUAUUAUUAUUAAAGUAACCUUUCGUUUUUAGGAGGCCUUAUCAUUUUCAAGCCAACCGAGUUUCUUUUUAAGUCCUCUCUGUGUAAUUCUAACUUAUUCAUACAUUUUCAUAUUGAGCUUAAAGUGUGCAAAAAGUGACAUGAAAUAUGAAUUAUUUAAGAGUGUAAUUUUUUUGGAAAAUACUUGUCAACUUAUGGUCGGCUGGUGGGAUCUUUUAAGUCAGUAAGCCACAAGACAUAUGGUUCUAGAAUUUUAAUUCAGUGUGAACAGGCUAAGUACAUAAGGUCUUUUUUUCUUGCUUAAGAUGUGAAUUUUUGAUUAAACUUAUUUCAACACUU